CCAGGUCGUCUUCCUCGCGAGCGAACCCUCCCUGCGACGGCACUGGACCAGCGAUCCCGGCGGCGCGCUCAGAUUUUUGCAGGAAUCAAGCUGCUGAAGUAAGCCGGGUUGUAUGGGCGCCGAGGCAGGCAAUGGGAAGGAGGAGGCCAAGAAGAAAGUUCCUGAGGGCACUGGUCUGCCCCUCCCAGGCGGCUCCAGCGGUAGCGUGCGCAGCGCCGGCAGCGACUCGCAGCUAAGGCAGAUGCUCGACUCCCUCAAAUCCUCCAAGUCCCCCGCUGUGAUCAACUAUGGUGCUUCAUGGUGCCGUGUUUGCAGUCAGAUUCUACCACAUUUCUGCAGGUUCAGCAAUGAAUUCAAGAAUCUGACUUUCAUCUAUGCGCAUGUUGAUGAAUGCCCAGAGACAACUCAGAACAUACGAUACACUCCUUCCUUCCAUUUUUACCGGGAUGGAGAAAAGGUGGAUGAGAUGAUUGGUGCAGGAGAAGAGAGGCUGCAUGAUCGGUUGUGGUUGCAUUCAUGAUAGUCAGGCUUGGACUUGCAACCUUCAGGGACGCUGUCCUCAUGUACUGUUUAUUAAUGCAGAACAUUUUCUAUUUUCCAGUCAAUCUUGAAUCAAUCGUGUUUUGCCAAGUCUUGUUUGAUACUGAAACUGGAAAGCAAGGAUAAUGUUAAGCUGCUCAACGUUCUUGCUAA
Molecule: messenger RNA, 693 nt
Organism: Lolium rigidum
Lineage: Eukaryota; Viridiplantae; Streptophyta; Magnoliopsida; Poales; Poaceae
Product: thioredoxin-like 3-3
Exons: 4
Coding region: 113-520 (135 amino acids)
Source: RefSeq, a predicted model, not a curated record